UUCUGUCCACCGCUCGUGUUUUCGUGGCGCUUUCAUCAGUCGCUGAAAUAUUCACCAAUUGUAUCUGUAUUUUGAAACGCAAAUAUCAAACUUUAUAUUUAUUAUAGCCUACAGAGUUAUAUUGUGUUAUGGAUCGCACUUGCUUAGUGCGAUAUGGCGCAGAGGGCGGCGAGAAGUUUGGGGUUUGCCUUACUUUGCUAAUUGUUUUUUCCUAAAUGUAUCGUUUAUUAUUGUUUUCACUUGUUUUCCACUCUCUCUAGUGGUAUAUAUUCAGGUUUUAGGACAUUCUUCGGCUGUUUAAUCUGUUGCACGUGAAGUGUUAACGAAGUUUAUUUUUCAUUAUCGUUGUUUUAAAUGGCGUAUUUAUCAUUAAAGGGCAAUUUAAGGAUUAUAUAUGAUGGCGUAUGAAUUGUAGGUUGAUUUUAACCCUAUAGACAGUAACUGAAAAUGUUGAAGCGUGGAGCAGGUAGCAAAAGCUACAGUCCGUACGCGACGAGUCAGCGGGUUAAGAAAACAAACAGCAAAAAUAAAUUGGACAUCUUACCAAAUAGACCCAACGUCUGGCUCAAACAGCUCACUGCUCUUCAAGAGCAGCCACGGAAAGAUGCAGUCGAUGGAGCCACUUCCUCCCACACCUCUGCCAGUCCCUUUCCCACGAUCCUGGAUGUCCCUUCCUCCUGUCCAGGUACCCCCUUGACCCAGCACACUAAGCUGGUGGGCUGCCCAUCCCCGAUGGGCACCUUGAAGCGCCCCACUUCUCUGAGUCGCAAUCCGAGUGCGGCGGGCUUCCCGAUCCAGUCUUGGGUCUUCAGUAAGGGCGCAGGAAAAUCCGUCAUUGCCCAGAGUCCCUCGUCAGAGACCCCUGAGUCCACAGUGGCUAUCGAGGUGGAGGACAUUCCCUCACUGCUGCGUAUUGUGGAACGGUUUGCCAAAGCGGUGGAGAAACUGAAAGAUGUUGUGCUUGAAGACAAACAGGAGAACCGCCGGCCGUUGGCCCAUGAGUGUUUGGGGGAAGUUCUGCGUAUCCUGCGGCAUGUCAUCAGCAUGUACCCCCUCCUCAACACUGUGGAGACACUGACCGCUGCCGGCAAACUCAUCUCACAGGUCAAAGGAUACCACUAUGAAGUGUGCAAUGAAGCAGACAAGAAAGAUUUUGAGAAAGCCAUCGAGACUAUCGCUGUUGCGUUUAGCAGCAAUGUCUCAGAGCUCUUGAUGGGAGAGGUGGACAGCAGCACUCUGUUGUCCGUGAUGCCCACAGAGAGAAGCAGAUCUAUGGAGAAUCUUUCUGGUCACGAGUCUUCGCACACAUGGAGUGACUCAUCUGAGCUGGUAAUGAGUUCAGAAGAGGUGGACAUUAUACUGCAGCGCAGUGAAGGAGGUGUCGAAUCCGCCCUGACGUACGCCAAGACCAUCUCCAAAUACAUGAAGGAUCUGAUCGGCUAUGUUGAGAAAAAGCUUGCGCUGGAGCUGGAGUUCUCCAAAGGUCUACAAAGGAUCUAUCAGUCAUGUAAACAGACAAUCACACAACCCCAUAUGCCGUUUUUCUCCAUCUACUCUCUGGCACUGGAGCAGGACCUGGAGCAGAGCGCUGGGAUGCACCAGGCAGCCUCUACCCUGCAGAACCAAACCUUCAUCAUGCCUCUUCUACUCCGCAAACAAGAGCAUGAGAAGAAACGCAAGGAGAUCAAGGAACAGUGGUUAAAAGCCAAGAGAAAGCUGAUUGAGUGUGAGGCUAAUCUGCGCAGGGCUAAGCAGGUCUACAUGACACGCUGUGAGGAAUAUGACAAGGCGAGGACAGCGGCUAACAGGGCUGAGGAGGAGGGUGGAAGCUCUACCACCAAAACCGUUGACAAGAAGAAACGACUGGAGGAAGAGGCCCGCAACAAGGCUGAGGAGGCGGAGGCCACAUACAGGACCUGCAUCGCAGAUGCGAUCACACAACACCAGGAGCUUGAGCACAUGAAGGUCACAGUUCUGCGACAGAUCCAAGAGGUCAUCAAACAGACGGACCAGACGAUCCGCUCCGCCACCAUCUCCUAUUACCAGAUCAUGCACAUGCAGACUGUCGCACUGCCGGUUCACUAUCAGACACUGUGUGAAAGCAGUAAACUGUACGACCCUGGACAACAGUACGGCACUCAUGUCAAAGACCUUCAGAUGAUCGAAGAGCCCGAGACCCAUUACGAGUUUGAGCCCUAUUCUGCCUCCACCAGCCAGCCGUCAGCCAGAGCUUGUUCUGACAGUGCUAAUGCAGAUUCUCAGAGUACCACUGAAGUACCGCCCUCUGCAGGAGAUGCAGGGGAUACAAGCUCCUCUCAAAAAGACGAACUGAAGAGAGCUCGAGGUCACAUGACCCACAAAUCCUGGGGCUCUACAGUGAGUGAUACAGACAGUGUUGGAGGAGGAAGUGGCCUGGGAUCUCCUACAACCAGCACUGGUGACAUAAGUAAAAUGGCCUGGACAUCAUCAACUGGAACAAUGUCAUCAAAUGAAGAUCCGGAUGAAAGGGACUCAAAUGUUGCUUCCUUUGAAACUCCAAAUAUAAACGGCAUCGAACCUGAAAUGGCAGUGCCCACCGGGCCAUUUCGGAAUAUCGGGUUGUCGAAAGCCGCUCAGACCCACAAAAUGCGUAAAUUGCGCUCCCCAUCCAAAUGCAGAGAAUGUGACAGCUAUGUUUAUUUCCAGGGAGCUGAGUGUGAAGAGUGUUUCUUGGCCUGUCACAAGCGCUGCUUGGAGACUUUGGCAAUUCAGUGCGGCCACAAGAAACUCCAGGGCCGACUGCAGCUCUUUGGGCAGGAUUUCUCGCAGGUGUCUGCCAACAGCCCUGAUGGCAUCCCCUUCAUCAUCAAGAAAUGCAUCGGUGAGAUCGAGAGAAGAGCUUUGAGAAUGAAGGGCAUUUACCGGGUGAACGGGGUGAAGACACGGGUGGAGAAGUUGUGCCAGGCAUUUGAGAAUGGCAAGGAGCUGGUAGAGCUGUCACAAUCUUCACCACAUGACAUCAGUAAUGUACUGAAGCUCUACCUGCGACAGCUUCCAGAGCCUAUCAUGCUCUUCCGUCUGUACAAUAAUCUGAUGGGUCUGGCUAAGGAAAGCCUGGCAGUAGUGGGUCCAGAGGGAGCCGAAGCUGGUAAAGGGCCCGACCUGGUGGACCUUGGCCCUGAGAUGGACCCUGAACUUCUGGCCCUUGUGGACAGACUUAAAAAUCUGCUUAAAGAGCUGCCUAAGCCAAACACCAGCACUCUCCGCUACAUAGCACGACACUUGAGAAGGAUUGCAGAGCUGGAAGACGACAAUAAGAUGAGCCCAAGUAAUCUAGGAAUCGUGUUUGGCCCCUCACUGAUGCGACCACGGCCCUCAGGGGCCACAGUGUCACUGUCCUCUCUGGUGGAUUACCCAUACCAGGCACGCAUAGUGGAGACCCUUAUUGUGUUUUACUCCUCCAUCUUCCAUUCUGAGUCCAGUCGGCCUUCAAGCACUAGCACAACCCGCUCACAGUCUCUACAACAGGAUAGCAGUAUUGAUGGAGAAGAACACUGUUUACAUGACAGCGAUGAACGAGGGGUCACAGAUGAAUGCAGUGGGGCAGAGUUAGACAAGUUGGAGGACCACGCAGAGAGCUCCACAGGAACACCAGGCUCUCUGGAGCAAAGUCUGGACUCUGAAUCCGAGCCAGAGGAUGAAGGGGGCAGAUGUGAACUACAGCCCCCCAGCCCUACAGAACCCAUUAACCCACCUGUCCUUCUGGUAAACCUUCAGAGCCCCUCUGUGUUAUACAACCACCCCCCUGCCCUCCCUGAAUGUGAACCUCCAGAGUUGGACGAAACAGAGGAAGUACCAGCAAGCUCACUGGCAAUGUUAAGUAUCAAUUAGC
Messenger RNA from Xyrauchen texanus (razorback sucker), 3871 nucleotides. RefSeq names its product rho GTPase-activating protein 45-like. The record is from RefSeq and is a predicted model, not a curated record. Gene Ontology annotation, molecular function: GTPase activator activity. Lineage: Eukaryota; Metazoa; Chordata; Actinopteri; Cypriniformes; Catostomidae. Gene Ontology annotation, biological process: signal transduction; activation of GTPase activity. The coding region runs from base 448 to 3870 and encodes 1140 amino acids. The transcript has 23 exons. Gene Ontology annotation, cellular component: membrane.